Aspergillus alliaceus is the source of this 1260-nucleotide messenger RNA. RefSeq lists its product as uncharacterized. The record is from RefSeq and is a predicted model, not a curated record. The transcript has a single exon. The coding region runs from base 1 to 1260 and encodes 419 amino acids. NCBI's taxonomy places the organism in Eukaryota, Fungi, Ascomycota, Eurotiomycetes, Eurotiales, Aspergillaceae.
AUGGAGUGUCUCCACGGCCGUGUAUCCUAUGCCUCAUGGCGUCUACGAGUCUUCCGACGGCUUUUCCUCCCAUCUCUAGAAAUCAGUGGACAGCGAACCAUCUCAAGACGUACAAUCACGAGCUCAACUAGCCAGAACGAAUCGUAUCCAAAAUCCCAAUCCCAACCGAAUCACGACGCAAAUGCAAAGCCUGCAACCGAUGAUGGCACGAAGCCCCUCCGACUCUCCCAAACCCUCCCCCAAUCUCCCUUCAUGACCAGCGUCCACCCCCAACUCUUGAAGCAACAUAAAAAGCGCACUCCAACACACGAAGACCUGGAAGACCUCCGCCGGAACCCCUGGGCAAUGGCCCUCGCCUCGCCUCCCCGGAUGUGCUCAGUAACAGCGGUACGGGUUCCUCGUACACUCAUGAGCGACUGGGGGAUGGUCCAACACCCCGACACCAAAGAACUAUGGUUCCUGCCUGUGGGACUCCUAAAAGAUGAAUUGAGUUCUGCCGCGAGAAAUGAGCCGCAGACGGGCUCCGACUCCGCGUCCAAGCCGACGCCUGAGGGACAGAAUAUACGGCAUCUCAGGUUACGAAUUGUCGAUCGGCUUCCGGUGUUGCGGAAAAUGACACGGGCGUUGAGGUCGUCGCGGUCGAAGUCGGCUGUUCCGCGUCUGAUACCUUUUCGGUGGAAGCAUCCUCAUGGACCUCUUACUAGUAGAGAGGAAAAGCAGAUUGUUUGGCGGGAGGAUAUGCCUGGGUUUGUGCUUUCCAAGAUGAGGGCGGAUGCUCUGAAGCAGCUUAAACAUGCCUGUCGCAGGUAUAAGCAUCCUGAUGCUGCGGAUGGUGUCUGGACGACUUUCAGUCUUGAAGAAUACACCGAGGCGGCUGUUGUUGAGGGGCUGAGGGGCCUGGGGCUCAUUGAGCGUAUGGAAUGUGGUGCGGUCUUGGUUAUGGGGAUUUUGGAUGAUAAUAGUACUGCGACGACUGAGCGGGAAUCGGACGACGAAACAAUGCCUCAUGUUUUGGGGACACUCCCUGAAUUUGUUACGCUUCCGCAGGUGCAGUCUAAGGUACCUGUGUUUGAACUUGCGCAACUCUUCUCCGAGGACGAGCUAGAGGAAAUCUGGGGGUUUGACUCGCGCUUCCAAAGCCCCGCUCUGGUUUUCAGGCCCAAUGACAAGAUUACAGUUAAUGCGAUGCUGGCUUUGUGGAAGCUGAAGGGUUUCGUUCGACAUGACCCGAUAUGCGAAACUCUAGCUAGCAGCAAUUGA